Molecule: messenger RNA, 919 nt
Organism: Cucurbita moschata (crookneck pumpkin)
Lineage: Eukaryota; Viridiplantae; Streptophyta; Magnoliopsida; Cucurbitales; Cucurbitaceae
Product: auxin-responsive protein SAUR23-like
Exons: 1
Coding region: 460-753 (97 amino acids)
Biological process (GO): response to auxin
Source: RefSeq, a predicted model, not a curated record
AGACAUUGACGUAGCUGGUCACUCUCUCAUGGAAAGCCAAUCACAUGGAGGUUCUGUUCUUCCAUUUUCAACGUAAUGCACUCUGUCUGUAAGCAUUUAAUUCAGUGUAAAAGCUUGGACAAUGAUUUGACUUUUCAUGAUCGAACAACUUAGCCAAUGAAAAUGGAAAUUUGUGGUGUAACUGCGGAGAAUGUGAAGAGAGACAGAGAAGGAAAUUGGUGUGUCUUUUCUAAGUUGAACAAAACCAUGUGAAGUGACCCACUCAAAUACCUAACCAUCAGACUUCAAUACCCCACUUUGCCAUUUGAAUUCCAUCGCUCACAGCAUAACUCUUUCUUCCAAAACUCUAUAAAUUUGAACAUCAAAUGAGCCUUCAAACACCAAAUUCAACUCAUUCCUAGUGUUCUACACUAAUCAGAUCAAAGCUUUAGACUUUUCUCAGUCUUUCAUCUCAAGCAAAUGGGUAUUCGAUUGCUAUCCUUGGUUCCUCAUGCCAAGCAGAUCCUAAAGAUGCAGUCAGGUUUUACCAAAAGUCAGCUGGAUGUGCCAAAAGGUCAUGUGGCUGUUUAUGUGGGAGAGAUCCAAAGAAAGCGGUUCGUGGUUCCAAUUUCUUACUUAAACCAUCCAUCAUUCCAAAAGCUACUCAGCCAUGCAGAAGAAGAGUUUGGCUUCCAUCAUCCACAAGGGGGUCUAACAAUUCCUUGCAAGGAGGAUGCCUUCGUUGAUCUCACCUCUAGACUGCACGUAUCUUGAAGGAUGCAGAAGAAAGGACAAUCAUAUGCCAUUUUUGACAAUUUUUUCCGACUCAUUUUACUUUUCGACACAUACUAGAGUGUUGUAGAGUGGGAAACCUUCCUACCUGUAAAUGAGUUGGCAUUGUAAAGUUACUUAUACCACAGGAUUAAUGAAAAUAGACCGA